GCCGUACGCGGACGGACAAGGUGCGGAAGAUACUUGACACAGUUCCAAUGCGAGGAAAACAAGCCAUUCAUGUCUUUUAUGAUGCUCUAGUAGAAACAGAGCAAGGACAUUUAGCAGACCUUCUCUUUCCCGAAAGGAAAGAGGAGCGCCUUGCCAAAGAAGCGGCACGCGCGCCCCCUACAUCUACUCCGUGUCCUGCAAACACACAACCUGUUAAUACCCAACCACGUGUUACUAAACCAAUGCAACCGGAAGAGGAAGACGUGCAGUUACCAGAGUUGCCAUGUGACGCCGGGCAUUCUCUGGUAUUUGUUGAUUCUUUGAAGUUCGACUUGUCUGACAGUGUACUGCGGUUACAAGAAAAAUAUUCGCAGGUUUAUAAGAAUGUCAACGCAAACAAAGGGAGAGCGUUGAUUAUCCUUAAUAUUAAAAUGGAAGGCCAUGAUAUACUGAGGACCAAUUUAACUCGACUUUUGAAAAAGCUAGGCUAUAAAGUUGAUCACAAGAAGAAUUUAAAAGCAGAGAAAAUUAAGGAAGUCUUACGUACCGAGGCCCAGAAUGUGGAACACGGAGACGCGGAGUCCUUCAUUUGCAUAUUCAUAGGUUACGGCAAAGGGGGAAUAUUAACGGGGAAGGACGGGAAAACCAUUUGCCUCAGUGAAGUCACAUGCUUCUUCAACGGACAGAACUGUGCUUCUUUGGUGAAUAAACCAAAACUGUUUUUCGCGCAGACAUGUGUGGAUUAUGAAACUAACAAGACUGAAGGGGAAACCAGAGAAGUUAUGGAACAACUUACAGCCGAUCUGCAAGCGGCGUCUUUACGAGAUGGUGGAGAGGGGAAGGUUGCUACUGAUGCUGUGCCUACCAUGGCAGAUAUAUUUGUAGCUGCUUCUACGGAAUACACUUCAUCGACAGAAACGAGUCCCAAUUUUUGGUUUUUAGAAGCACUAGUGUAUGUUUUCUGUACGUUUGCACACAGCGACAGCCUCAAUUCCAUGCUAACCAAGAUAAACCGCAUUCUGUCGAGGAAAAGUGCCCAACUGGACUAUCAGUCUUCUUCUCUGCGAAAGGAAUUUUACUUUUUCCCAAAACGUCCUGUCACCUCCGAUAGCGACAGUUGCCAACAAAAUGACGCCGUUGAGUCCGCCACGGGAGGGAGGUCUUUGCUCGCGCAGGCGUCAUGUGGGGACGACACAGCGCAGCUGGUGCUGGGGUAG
This is a messenger RNA of Lingula anatina, 1217 nucleotides long. Its product is annotated as caspase-6. Gene Ontology annotation, biological process: proteolysis; regulation of apoptotic process. Gene Ontology annotation, molecular function: cysteine-type endopeptidase activity. The record is from RefSeq and is a predicted model, not a curated record. NCBI's taxonomy places the organism in Eukaryota, Metazoa, Brachiopoda, Lingulata, Lingulida, Lingulidae.